AAACUCCGCCUCCGGUCUCAGAUCAUCUCGCAUUCUUUCUUCACGGUCCCUCAAGCUGGAGGAUAGAGAGAGAAAGGGAAGGAGAGGGGCAAGAAGAAGGGCACCCACGGAAAAAGAAGGGGCGCAGCGAAACGACCAUGGCAUUAUCCACCACGUCUCAUUGUGAGAGAGAGUCCGAUCCCAGCGCUCUUCUGCCACAGUCGGCCGCCGCACGGAGCCUGCAGGCGCACAACAGACAGACUCCUGAUAAAUGAGAGGAGCUGCACCUGGGCCGUGGACACGAUGAGGGUCAUCUUCACCCAAAACGCCGGUUUUGUCGCAGCUUUUUCGCCUUUUUUGUGAUGUUGGCAGCGUGUAGGACGACAGAUGAUGUGAGCAACGUAGAAUUAACCAUUGAUAGAUUAUACCUGUCAGCUGAGCAACAAGGAAAUUCAUUUCUUUAGUUUUUUCCUCCUUUCAAUGGGAUAGAUCUUGGAUUUAUAGCCUUUUAUAGCCAAUAUAAUUAAACCACAUCUGGUCAAAAUCUGACUACUGUUUAUAUUUCAUCAUAUUAUUGGCACUAUAAUUGAUUUUAUGCAGCUAUUGCAUGUAUUAGGUUAUUAUAGACCGAUUAUUUAAUGCUGCAUUAGUGGCUAAUUCAUUCGUAUCGACUAUAUAACAAUAUGAGUUAAGAGGAGUUUGUGUUUGCUUUAAUUAAGUCAGUCGAUCAACCAAGACAAUCAGUAAACAAUAGAUUCCUCAUGUGAUAGCAUCACUAUUUUGUAAGUUAUUUAUUUAUUAUUACUACUAUUAGCUCUAUAGGUGAUAGAUUUUAAGUUAGAUAUUUGAAAGUGGGGAGGUCGUUGGAGAGAUGGAGACGGUUUAUGUAUCACACCGGGGGGCGGCCGGUCCCGAGUCCCAGAGAGGCCAGGGCGGCGCGGCGCGCGAACAGCCGUGGGUUGUCCUCUCCAGCCCUGCAUCCCCGGUUUCACCUGCCGGCAGCUCACCUGAGGGGACCCCGGCCAGUAGUGAUGGACGGAGGAACUCGGGUGUGAAGAAACACCACCACAAGCACAACCUCAAACACCGCUACGAGCUCCUGGAGACGCUGGGGAGAGGCACCUAUGGGAAAGUCAAGAAGGCCACAGAGAGGCACUCCGGCAGAGAGGUGGCGAUUAAAUCCAUCAGAAAAGAGAAAAUCAAGGACGAACAGGACAUGGUGCACAUCCGCAGAGAGAUUGAAAUUAUGUCAACCCUCCGCCACCCACACAUCAUCUCUAUCUAUGAAGUGUUUGAGAACAAGGACAAAAUCGUGAUUGUGAUGGAGUAUGCCAGUAAAGGCGAGUUGUACGACUACAUCAGCGAGCGUCGGCGCCUGAGUGAACGGGAGACGCGACACUUCUUCAGACAGAUCGUCUCUGCUGUGCACCACUGCCAUAAGAACGGUGUGGUGCACAGGGACCUGAAACUGGAAAACGUGCUACUGGAUGAAAACUGUAAUAUCAAGAUUGCUGACUUUGGGCUGUCCAACCUCUAUCACAAGGAUAAACUGCUGCAAACUUUCUGUGGCAGCCCGCUCUAUGCUUCACCAGAGAUUGUCAAUGGAAGACCAUACCGUGGCCCAGAGGUGGACAGCUGGGCUCUCGGGGUGCUGCUGUAUACCCUGGUCUAUGGAACAAUGCCAUUUGAUGGGGGAGACCACAAGAACCUCAUUCGCCAGAUCAGCAACGGCGAUUACAAAGAGCCCACACAAUCCUCAGAUGCCCGUGGACUGAUCCGCUGGAUGCUGAUGGUGAAUCCUGAGCGCCGAGCCACCGUGGAGGACAUAGCUAAUCACUGGUGGGUCAACUGGGGCUGGAAGAACAGUGUGUGUGACUGCGAGACCCAACGAGACCACGGAGGCUCGCCCAUGUUGGCACGUUUCAUCGACUGGCAGAACCGUACUGAGCCACGAGGUACCGUAGCCAAAUCUGCAGCCGUUCUCCAUAUGAUGCGCCAGAGGCCCAAAAAAUCUAAGAAGGAAAAUGUUGAAGCCGGACAGUCCCUCAGCGGAGCAGAGGACAAGCCAGGUUUGAAGAGACCCAAGGGCAUUUUGAAGACCAGGGCAACUGAGGAGCAGCAGUCUGCCAGUCUUGGAGAAGUGGAGCUGAGUCAAGCAGCAUUGCCUCAGCAAGCUGAAGGUGGAGAGGAGGCUUCGAGCCCAGAAAGAGAGGAAGAGGAGCCAAGUCUAGGAGGGGGCUCGCCGGCUAAGAUGGUACCUACUCUACCGAAGAAAGGCAUCUUGAAGAACAACCAGCAGCGGGAAUCAGGGUACUAUUCCUCCCCAGAGCGCAGCGAGUCCUCUGAGCUUUUAGGAGGAGCCAGCAUGUCUCUGUUAGCCACUUCUCCACCCAAAAGGGCCAUGGGGAGAAAGGGCAUCCUGAAGAGAAACGGCAAGUACUCCACCUACAGCGGGCCACCCUCUUCAGCAGGAGUAUCAGGAAUCAUCGGCGAACCUCCUCCACCUGCCGACUCUGGUUUGUCACGCAGUCAGAGUCGGCCCUCCAGCAUAGUGGGGGAGGACAGCUCUGUCCUGUCCCUGUCACCGAGUUCCCUCAGUGGGGCCGAGUGGCACCCCUCCACCCCACAUCUCCGCCCAAACAUCAGGGCCUGCGUCUCAGCUGAAAACCUGCUGCAGCUUGCCAACUUCAAGGGCUUCCAGGCAGCUCCGCCUCUUCAGGGACCUAAGAUUAGUCGGGGCCCCAAAGCAAAAGGCUCCCCGGGGGACAACGGCAGCUUCUCCUUGCUGGGGGAUCUGGAGGACAUGACUCAGGUGUACCAGCAAGCCCUGGACAUCAGCAGUAAAUUCAGCUAAAGAACGGGCGGUGGAGAGAAAAGCAGCCAAGGGAUUCAAGUGUGUGUGUGUGUGUGUGUGUGUGUGUGUGUGUGUGUGUGUGUGUGUGUGUGUGUGUGUGUGUGUGUGUGUGUGUGUGUGUGUGUCAGACAUUAACGACCAGUGUAUUACUGGGAUUCACCUGUAGGGAGGCUGCAAGUUCUCAAAUUGGGUUGAAAUCUUGAUUCAUGCAAUAUCAUCUUGCUCUCUCACACACACACACACACACACACACACACACACACACACACACACACAGUUAUUUGGCCAAAUUCACUGAAGGUUUUUGAACAGGAGAGGCUCAGAGUUGGCACGAGAGAAUGCCACCCAUUCUGCUUUCUCGGCCCGCCCGUAGACUUUGCUGCAUUCAACAUGUUUACAUAUUUAGCAAGAAGGCAAGUUGAAAUCACAAACGCUGCAACCAGAAACUCGUUGGCUCUCUUCUUACACCACCCAUGUUGAAUAGGAGUUUACAAAAGCACCUUAAAAACUCACAUAGAGCACACGCUUUUGUGAUCUUAACUUCCUUUAAAAAGAAGAAACAAACCAGGGUCUUGUUUAAAAAAUUUUUUAAUUUUUAUUUAUUAAUAUUUUUAAGUUUUUGGUGUGAAACUGGCGGGUGUCUGGCUGUUACUGGAAGCUCCGUGUCUCCAGCUCUUUUUGUGAAACUGACAUAUAUAAUUAAGUUACUCAGCGAUAAGAAACGUUUAUACCCGUAAUAUAAUAUAACUGCGCAUGUAACUAACGCAGGCAAGUGUAUCUCCUGAAAAGUGUGUGUCCUAUAUAUGCGUAUGAUACUAGGGAAAAUGUAGGAAGUGCCUUUUUUGAUUCAUAACAAAAUUAUGUAUGUCAUUUCCUUAAAGUGGAGGGGAAAGCCAGACCACCUUUUUACCAGUUUGGAUUUAUUUUUGAUGUUUUUGGAGAAUGUGGAGAAACGCAGGGCCUUCGGAGCAAAGCUGACUCACUUCUUUUUAGGGUUCAAAAGUCAAACAAGGUCAAUCCGACCUCUUUUUUCCUGCCGUGUGCCCACUUCCAUACAAAUCCACCAGCAUCUGCAGGCCACGUCGUUCAUAGCAGAGUUUAAACCAGAUAUUAAACACAUUUAGUGAAAUGUACCCUUUUGGUAAGAGAUGCAGUUUAUAAUUUUACCUUUUUUUUAACCAAAGAUAUUUAAGGUGUUUUCUAUUGUGGGACUAGUUAAUAUUUCACCCACAGCUCUUCGAAAGAGCUAAGUAAGGUGGUUUUGUUUUAGCUUGUCGAUGACACGGCAAAUUCCUGAGACUAAAACCAGAGACGUGCUCAUGCUAGAGAUCUCUUAUCAGCCCGCAGACCGGACUCGGCACAGGUGGGAUCCGUGGUCUGUGCUCAGCAGCACCCCCUCCAGCUGUGUGUUCAGUUCAUUAUGUCGACCAAGCACAAUCCGCCAGCCAUUGUUUUUAUUCGAGCGUACGAGUGGGGUAGAGAUAGCUGCAGGCGGAGGACAAAGUGUGUGAAAGAGAUGUGAUGAAGGGAUUUGAGAGGGCUUUAUUUUUUGUGUGAAACACAGAAAAAAUGGUCAAGAUGGAUUUAUUUCAUGAGGGAUUUGUUAUGUAGACUAGUGGAAGUAAAGAAAGUGAGUAGAAAGAGUAGAUGGAAGUUAUUAUUUUUGUUUGUUUGUUUGUUUUAAACCAAAGAUGUGAUGAGGUUUAAGUUAAGAGGAAAUGUGCAGGUUGAGUUUUUAACUUGACGAUCCCCGAUGGCGAUUGUGUUAAUCCCUACUAUGGUCGUACCUCACUUACAAUCCACGUGUGUUCUUUUGUUUUUAGUUUUGGAUGCUGGAGGCUGUUGAUGCAGCUUGUGUAGUGGUCCAGUGUUCGACUGCGUGGCCUUGGAAAGCAUGUUACGUGUUUUAACGGGGCAAAGAUCCUGGAGAACCAUGACCGAGUAUCAAAUGAUGCGGAUGGGAAAACAUGCGGUAGAUGACCCCAGAUAAAAUAAAAAGAUCCUGAAUGUUUUCAGUAGUCAGCCCAUGUGAAGGAAAGAUCCUGGCGUUUAACGAAAGACUCAAUGCUUAUUAUAUUGUAUUUUAUUGCUUUUAUUGUGUAUUGCCUUUUAUUGUCAACUGGAUUAACAGUGAGAAAAUUAUACUAUGUUAGUAUUUUGUGUUAUUAUGCUUCUGUUUUUGAUUUUCCAAAAUGUAAGAAAUGUUAUAUUGCUUUUAUGUACGGUGGGAAAAUACUUCCUUAUCUUGAAGUAUUGAGAAUUUCUCUCAGAAAAAAAAACUGAUCUAAUGUGAAAUUGGGGUUUUAAUUUCAUUACCUGCUGUUUUUGGUACACCUGAGGGUAAAACUACCCUUAAGUGGGGGAAAAGAAGAUUCAAAGCUUUACAAGGAAUUUGGUAAAGUGCCAAUAUUUACCCCGAGGAAACUGGACUCCUUAGUCUACCAAAGAAGCGGAGGUCCAACGAUAACUGGGCCAAACAAAGCAAUGUAAAGAACCCAAUGAUGAAAGUUUAACUUUGCCAAACUGGAAAUAGAUGAUGCAUAUCUGCUAGCAGAAAGCUUAAUCAUAGGAAAACUUGACUGGAUAUUGUUAUGACAACAAUAAUAAUAAUAAUGAAUUAGUAUUAUUAUCUUAUUUAAGUAUUAAUUUGUUUACUGCUCAUUACUUUUGUUUUUGUGUGGGUGGGGUGGGGGUGGGCUGAUCCUGGACUGCCAAGGUUUAGGUUGUGUGCCUUUGGUAUUUUUUGUGAACUUUUAAUUUUUUUAUAUUAAAAAUUGUAUUUGCAUUUAUUGAUCAAGCCAUUUUAGACAGUGUGUUGUGAUUUAGACACACUGCGUACAAUUAAAAAUGUCUCAAAUGGAGUGGUUUCAUCUCAUCUGGGGAGCAGCGGUUUAGCGUGUUAGGAGUUUCUCAAAGCCUGUAAUAUGUCUUAAUUCACAUUUCAGGUCGACACAAUGCCCCUGUUUCACUGUAUCAACCCAAAUAAACUGAUCUUGAAACUUC
Nothobranchius furzeri (turquoise killifish) is the source of this 5836-nucleotide messenger RNA. It is a transcript of the gene nuak1b, whose product is annotated as NUAK family, SNF1-like kinase, 1b. Gene Ontology annotation, molecular function: protein serine/threonine kinase activity; ATP binding. The record is from RefSeq and is a predicted model, not a curated record. Gene Ontology annotation, cellular component: cytoplasm. Gene Ontology annotation, biological process: intracellular signal transduction; protein phosphorylation. NCBI's taxonomy places the organism in Eukaryota, Metazoa, Chordata, Actinopteri, Cyprinodontiformes, Nothobranchiidae.